Molecule: messenger RNA, 943 nt
Organism: Macrosteles quadrilineatus (aster leafhopper)
Lineage: Eukaryota; Metazoa; Arthropoda; Insecta; Hemiptera; Cicadellidae
Product: cytochrome P450 4g1-like
Exons: 6
Coding region: 12-731 (239 amino acids)
Molecular function (GO): oxidoreductase activity, acting on paired donors, with incorporation or reduction of molecular oxygen; monooxygenase activity; iron ion binding
Source: RefSeq, a predicted model, not a curated record
UAAGACAAAAGAUGGCAGUAAAAACCCACAAAACAUCAUCACCUGGUAAAAGCAGAACAGUUUACGACGCUUUCAUAGCUCUUAAUCAAGCUGACUCAAGUUUCAAGGAGCAGAAUUUCAGAGGUGAAAUACUAACAUUGUGUGUUGGGGGGACAAACACUACGUCUGUGAUAAUGUCAUCAUGCAUGCUUGCAAUGGCUUGGCAUCCUGAUAUUCAGGAGGAGUUAUACCAAGAGAUAGUUAGUGUAUUAGGAGGAUUGUUAACGAGAGAUGUCACAAUUGAUGACCUGAGAAAGAUGACAUUCUUGGAUAAGGUUGUAAAGGAAACCCUGAGAAAGUUUAGUGUAUUCACAAGACUACAGAGGAAAACGUCAGAGGAGUUAAAGUUAAGUUUUGGUGUAUUGCCUGCUGGCACCACAUUCCAAGUUGGCAUUGCAGGAGUUCACAUGAAUCCUCAUAUUUAUCCUGACCCUGAGUUGUUUCAACCUGAGCGUUUCUCUGCAGAAAAUACAGCAAAACGUCCAAAAUACUCUUUUAUUCCAUUCAGUGGAGGACCUCGCAACUGUAUUGCUGGAGAAUAUGCUGUUAUGUUUGUGAAGAUAGUUCUGGUCCACAUCAUCAGCAGAUACAAACUCCACUCAACAUUGAAAAUGUCUGAUGUUACAUUGAAAUUCCAAAUUGAAGUUCAAAUAGAGCAAGGUUAUCCCAUCAGGAUAGAAAGAAGGCUGUAGUGUUGGAGGGUUUUGUAACAAUUACAUAAAGAAUAAAAUUAAGCUCUAUAAAUAAUACUGGUCAGAGGUGACAAAGGAUUUUUCAAUUAGUUUCAUCAUGUGUAUAAACUGACUUAAUAAUUUACCUGUUUGGAGCAAUUUACUUACAGUUCUUGUAUUUAAAGGAGAAUGAGUGAAAAUGCUGUUAAUCUAUUUUUGACAACUAUCAUGUU